Tarenaya hassleriana is the source of this 2027-nucleotide messenger RNA. RefSeq names its product ATP-dependent 6-phosphofructokinase 1-like. Gene Ontology annotation, cellular component: cytoplasm. Gene Ontology annotation, molecular function: 6-phosphofructokinase activity; ATP binding. The coding region runs from base 391 to 1860 and encodes 489 amino acids. The record is from RefSeq and is a predicted model, not a curated record. NCBI's taxonomy places the organism in Eukaryota, Viridiplantae, Streptophyta, Magnoliopsida, Brassicales, Cleomaceae. The transcript is spliced from 14 exons. Gene Ontology annotation, biological process: glycolytic process; fructose 6-phosphate metabolic process.
UAUGAAGGGUCUACUCUCUCCACUCAAUCACAGACAUUUCUUAUCAGAAACAAGUCUUGAAUCUUCGGAGCAUAAAGCAAGAGAUCAAACACACAAAGGUUUCGCCACUUGUUUACUUCCAGUUCAUCCAGAACCCAUAAACGGAUCUUCUUCUUCCCUGUUCCUGUUUCUUCCGGUUUCCUCUUCUAAUUGAUUUCCAAUUUUUGUUGAAGUUUCCGGUCAUCAUCAGCACGGAUCGCCCCUCUGAAAUCUCCCUUGUCGGAUCAUCAUUUGGGUUGUCGGAUCCCUCUCAUCAGUAGAAAGUAUCGGUCUUUGAGCUUUGAUUCGGGUCUGCGUCUGAUCAUUUCGGGUUCGGGUAAGAAGAGAAUCGGAUCUCCGACAAGGUUGGUUAUGGCGUCUGCCGGAAAUUCCGACAGGAAGAUCAUUAAUGGCCCCGCUGGUUACGUCCUGGAAGAUGUCCCACAUUUGUCCGAUUACAUCCCGAAUCUUCCUACAUAUCCAAAUCCAUUGCAAGACAAUCCUUCAUACUCUGUUGUCAGGCAAUAUUUCGUCGAUGAGGAUGAUACGAUCCCUGAAAAGAUAGUUGUUCAUCCUGAAACUCCUAGAGGAACGCAUUUCCGGCGUGCUGGGCCUCGGCAAAAGGUAUAUUUUGCGGCGGAUGAUGUUCUUGCUUGCAUUGUCACGUGUGGUGGCCUGUGUCCGGGGCUCAAUACCGUUAUCAGAGAAAUAGUCUGUGGCUUAUCUUACAUGUACGGUGUAACAAGGAUCCUUGGAAUAGAUGGAGGUUACAGGGGAUUUUAUGCGAAAAACACAAUCCCUCUGGACCCGAAAGUUGUGAACGAUAUCCACAAACGUGGAGGCACGGUCCUCGGUACUUCUAGAGGUGGUCAUGAUACCACCAAGAUCGUUGACAGCAUUCAAGAUCGCGGGAUUAACCAGGUUUACAUAAUUGGUGGAGAUGGAACCCAGAAAGGUGCAGCUGUUAUAUUCCAGGAAAUCAGGAGGCGUGGACUGAAAGUUGCUGUUGCUGGAAUCCCGAAAACGAUUGAUAACGACAUUCCUGUUAUUGAUAGAUCUUUCGGGUUUGACACGGCUGUUGAAGAGGCUCAACGUGCUAUCAAUGCAGCCCAUGUCGAAGCUACAAGUACUGAGAACGGCAUAGGCCUCGUGAAGUUAAUGGGACGGUAUAGCGGUUUCAUUGCAAUGUAUGCUACUCUAGCCAGCCGAGAUGUGGACUGUUGCUUGAUCCCAGAAUCGCCUUUUUACCUUGAAGGCAAAGGCGGGCUCUUUGAAUUCAUCGAGAAACGGCUCAAGGAGAAUGGUCACAUGGUAAUCGUGAUUGCAGAAGGGGCGGGACAGGAGCUGUUGUCUGAGAGCAUACAGUCCAUGACUCUCAAGGAUGCUUCUGGUAAUAAACUUCUACAAGACAUCGGCCUGUGGAUAUCACAACGGAUCAAGGAUCAUUUUGCCAAGAAGAUGACCAUAAGCCUCAAAUACAUAGAUCCAACGUACAUGAUCCGAGCUAUUCCUAGCAACGCAUCAGAUAACGUAUACUGCACGCUUCUAGCUCAAAGCGCUGUUCAUGGCGCCAUGGCCGGGUACACUGGCUUCACCGUUGGUCUCGUCAAUGGCAGACAUACUUACAUUCCCUUCGAUAGGAUCACUGAAAAACAGAACAAGGUAGUGAUCACAGACAGAAUGUGGGCGAGGCUUCUGUCUUCGACUCACCAACCGAGUUUCGUGAGUCACAAGGAUGUUUUGGUGGAGAAGAAAGAGGAUACAGGAGAAUCAAUGUCGACCCAGUUGCUGGGGAAUGGUCAAUGCCUGGACCAAGGAGAAAUUGUGAACAACUCUGUCUGAAAGCGAACAUUCAUGUUUCAGGAGAUGGUUCUUUCUGAAGCUUGAAGAUGUUGUCUAAGUUUGUAACUGUUUUUUUUUUUUUGUCAUUAGGGGAAAGGGUUAGUGACUCAUUGGAGGAUUGGACUAUGUAAAGAAUAAAACCAUUCCAAGCUUGCAAUUUGCUGUAA